UUCUCCCACCAAAAGAAUCAUCAAUGGCGGCCAGAAUCUUGAUAGCGUCGUCGGUGAUAUUAGUAAUUUUAGCUUAUCUCAUUUGGGCACCUUCCGUUAUUGCUCCUUCCCCAGAAGUCGCCUUUGUCAAGAAGACCAUAUCUUCCCACAAGAUCGUCAUCUUCUCCAAGUCUUAUUGCCCGUAUUGUAAGAGGGCAAAAUCUGUGUUCAAGGAGCUUAACCAGGUUCCACAUGUUGUUGAGCUUGACCAGAGAGAGGAUGGUUCGAGCAUCCAGGAUGCUAUUAGUGAGAUUGUAGGAAGGCGGACUGUUCCACAAGUGUUCAUAAAUAGGAAGCACCUUGGAGGCUCAGAUGAUACUGUUGAAGCAUAUCAGAGUGGAGAACUGGCUAAGUUGCUAGGUAUUGACACAGAGGAUGCAGAUGAGUUCUGAAACCAUAAUUAAGAAUCCGUCUGUCAUUACUGGAGAUAUUUUGACUUAUGUGGUUACAAUUUAUUACUUUCAUUUCAACUUCCUUUUUGGUCCAUGAUCUCAUUUCUAGCUUGCUAUCAAUCAUAUAAGUAUGUAGUAACUUGGCAAGAUCUAUUCAGUUAUGCGUUUAGAGUUGCUUGGACAAUAAUUAGCUUGUUUGAAUAUGGUUCCUACUGGAGACCAGUUC
This is a messenger RNA of Rubroshorea leprosula, 657 nucleotides long. NCBI's taxonomy places the organism in Eukaryota, Viridiplantae, Streptophyta, Magnoliopsida, Malvales, Dipterocarpaceae. The record is from the annotation of a GenBank genome assembly.